Messenger RNA from Salvia hispanica, 1436 nucleotides. Lineage: Eukaryota; Viridiplantae; Streptophyta; Magnoliopsida; Lamiales; Lamiaceae. The record is from RefSeq and is a predicted model, not a curated record.
UAGAAUUAGUCUUUUCCUUGCAAUACAUUGAAGAAUAUAUCUUUCAUGCCAUGUCUUCAGCUUCGAGAUAAUCAGUCUAAUGCACCUCGUAGUGGAUUUCCAUAUCUGAAUAAAAUUAAAAUAUGUACACUAGCAUGAUAAAAGGGAGGAAAAUCUAUGGAUGCAUUCAUGCAUUAAGGAUUCCUAUAGUUUUUGUCACGGAUAUAUCCAAGGUACCGACUCACAUCUAAUUACUUUUCAAUUUACAGAUAGCUAAUUGUUCAUCAAUGCUAUCCUUCAAAGGAAGCCCUUAUUGGAUGGCGCCUGAGGUGGUUAUGAAUACAAAUGGAUACAGUCUUCCAGUAGAUAUCUGGAGCUUAGGAUGCACAGUUCUUGAAAUGGCUACCUCUAAACCGCCCUGGAGCCAAUAUGAAGGGGUUGCUGCUAUAUUUAAAAUUGGAAACAGCAAAGACGCUCCUGAAAUUCCAGAUCACCUAUCUGCUGAUGCAAAAGGUUUCCUAAGGCUAUGCUUGCAGCGGGAGCCAUCUGCAAGGCCAACCGCAUUCAAGUUACUCAGUCACCCAUUUGUAAUAAAUCAAACAACAGCACGAGCCAAUGUCAAUAUAACAAGAGCAGCAUUUCCUCGGGCUUUUGAUGGAAGCCGUACACCGACUGCUCAGGAAAUGCAGUCCAGCAGAACGAUGAACAGCUCUUUCGAUAGAGACGAUGCUCUGAGGUUAAAUGUACCAAGAACCUAUAUAAACCCUAGGGAUAACACGAGAAUGAUUACAUCACUGCCUGUAUCUCCCUCCUCAAGCCCGUUGCGACAUGAUGGAGCCGCGUACAACAGUUUUUUCCUUUCUCCCCCACACCCCUCUUAUCCUUACGUUGGGCAGAGCAGUCAAAAUUAUAGCGAUCACUCGCUAUUUCCAUCAAGGCCCAACUCAAGAACAUCGCUUGAUCCAUGGCUCGAAAUCCCACAAUACAGAGCUCAAGCGCCAUUUAGAUCCCAAACAAGGAACAUACUAUAGUCGUCCAGAGAUGUUCCCAACUUACACUAUGCUCGUUCUCCAGAGCUGUACUUGUGGGAGAAUGAGCUGAAAAACUGGGCUUGGAGCAGGUGAGUCACCUGCUUCCUCAAGAUAGAACACGUCUCAGUACGAUGACAUGAGAUGUGGUGCUCGCCGAACAUUGUGCAACCAUGGUACGAAACUCAAUUUGACAGCUCCGUUGUUGAACAUAUUGUAUAUGAUGGCCAUGUAAAGAGCGGGGGGGAGAGAAGAGUGAGCUUCUGCGGUAUGCUAUUAGAAAAUGAUUCACUGUUGUUGGUUGGGAAUUUCAAAUGAAUUUUUCAGUCGCCAGCCUAGAUUUUGUCAAUGCUGUCGCUAUAUCUAAAGGCGUCAGUGUAUAUUAAUUUCUUAAGAGUUGUUGAGGAAAUAAAUUCUUCUUACAAGUUA